UGGUAGUACCGCCUCUGGGCCUCAGCCUCAUUAUUCCAGAGCGGAUUGUUUGUUGUCAAAAUGGAGUUCUUACUUGGAAAUCCGUACAGCACUCCCGUGGGCCAAUGCAUAGAGAGGGCCACAGAUGGAGGCCUACAGAAUGAGGACUGGACCCUCAACAUGGAGAUCUGUGAUAUAGUAAACGAGACGGACGAGGGGCCAAAAGAUGCCAUGCGGGCACUGAAGAAGAGACUUGGUGGCAACAAGAACUACAGAGAAGUGAUGCUGGCACUAACGGUAUUGGAGACAUGUGUAAAGAACUGCGGUCACAGGUUUCAUAUCCAGGUGGCCAACAGAGAUUUCAUCGAUGGUGUCUUGGUCAAAAUCAUCUCCCCCAAAAACAAUCCUCCAACCAUCGUGCAAGACAAAGUGCUGUCGCUCAUACAGGCCUGGGCUGAUGCCUUCAGGAGUAGCCCCGAUCUAACUGGUGUGGUCCACAUUUAUGAGGAACUGAAGAGGAAAGGCAUUGAGUUCCCAAUGGCAGACCUGGAUGCAUUGUCUCCCAUCCACACACCACAGAGGGUUACACCAGAGGUGGACCCAGCCAUGAUCAAGUACCUAGCCCCUGCCUCACCUGCCGCUGGGAGUCCUAAACCUAACUUAACCCCAACCCCAACCCCAACCCCAACUCUGACCCCAACCCUGACCCCUGCCUCUGCCACACCGGUCUCCCACAUGCCCAGCCCCAUCACAGCAACCCCUGAACAGAUCGCCCGGCUGCGCAGUGAGCUGGACGUAGUGAGAGGAAACACCAAAGUGAUGUCAGAGAUGCUAACGGAGAUGGUCCCUGGGCAGGAAGAUGCCUCUGACCUGGAACUGCUUCAGGAGCUGAACAGAACAUGCAGGGCUAUGCAGCAGAGAGUGGUUGAGCUGAUUUCAAGGGUCUCUAACGAAGAAGUGACCGAGGAACUGCUACAUGUCAAUGACGACCUAAACAACAUUUUCCUCCGAUAUGAGAGGUACGAGAGGUACCGGUCGGGUAGAGCCGCACAGAACAACGGGCUGAUGGAGAUGUUGAAUGAGGCCACAGAGGACAACCUGAUAGACCUGGGCCCGGGCUCCCCUGCUGUGGUCUCACCCAGGAUCAGCUCCAGCCCUCCAGCCCACUUCACCGCGGGGGCCACUGCCUCCCCAGCCCAUAACCCUACUACAGCCUCGCUAUCAUCUGCACUAGCUGUUAUUGAUGUAGCUUCAGACAGCGUGAGCAGUACUCUGUCCUCUGUACCAGGCCGCAACCAGGAUGACUUUGACAUGUUUGCCCAGACCAGGACCAGCUCUCUGGCUGAUCAGCGCAAAAAUGUAAAGUAUGAGGACCCCCAGACUCUGGGUGGCCUGGCCUCAGCUUUGGAUGUGAGACAACAGAACACAGGAGGGCUGAGGGUAAAAGGGGAUGAUAACCCAGCAGAUCAGGAGCUGCCCAUAGACAGCUGGCUUAUUACCCAAGGAAUGAUCCCCGUAUCGCAGUCCUCUGUCAUGGAUGACAUAGAGGAGUGGCUCUGUGCUGACGUGAAAGGGGAUGGUGCCGAGGAAGGGGUGACUAGUGAAGAAUUCGAUAAGUUCCUGGAGGAGCGAGCAAAGGCAACAGACUCUCUGCCAUCUCCCCCCGGAGCUAACCCUGCUCACCCUGCUCGUGCCCCUGGUGGCUCCCACAAGAAGGCCGAGCGGACAGAGGAUGCCCUCUUUGCCUUGUAGACUGUUCUCAGAGAACCUCGACCUCUCUCUUGGGGCAUCUAAAGGUCCUCGCCCUAAAUGAUUCCUCCCAAAUCCCUCCAGUACCAUUUCAUUGCUGACUGCCAGUGGUGUAGCAAGUGACAUUCACCUCCUUGUCAUUCUCUCGCCACAGUGUUGCUCUAACAUGCAGAGGUCCAACAUGUUUACUGCGCACAACUGUGUUGGGUUUUGCUAUGUAUAGAUGUAUUAAUCUGUUAGUGUGGGAUUUACUUCUCGCAGCCCUGCAUCUCAUUUGUAAUGCUUCACCAAAGGAAGACAACCUAACGUGUCUGAUGUGGUUUAAAAAUGUGGUAUAUUACUGCGAGAUUACUAGAAAACGUUCACUGCAGGUCCAUCCAUUGAAUCAGUAUGGAAGCAUACAAUUAGGAUUAUAUUGUGUUGCUUUACUACAUUCAGCUAAUUGCUAAUUUGUGCAUUUAUUGUUUUGUUCUGUACUAUGUACUAAUGUUGUGGUUAUUGUCGAUCCAUGCAAUUUUCCUUUUCUCCACAAAUACUCCAGUUAGAGCUCUAGUCAUGCUUUUAAUACUGAGAUACAUGUGGAAUGGAACAUGUUUUAUUACCCAAUUUGCCAGAAGCAGUGUGGACAAAAGACUCAUGUUAGUAGGCACAUUUUGCUAACUAGGAAUAUAAUAGUUAAAUCAUAGCUACUAUUGAUGAGUGUAUGCGAGCAUUCCUUUAACUAAAGGGAAUAAAAAGUUAAAUAUCUAAAAAGCACUAGUUAGGAUUCUCUGUUAUGUAUUUUUAAAUGGCCAAGGGGAAGGAUCGUGCCCAUGGAAUAUUACCCAUCAGUCUUUUCGCUCCUCUGAAAAGCUACGACAAAUUAGAUUCUCUUGAACGAUUGCAAACACUUUUAGCCAUUCCAAAGAAUCUUAAGGCUUUAAUGACCAACUAGCCCUGAACUUUACCUGUUGAACAAUAAUCAUGUUCACGUGUUAUGAGUAUUAAGGGAUCAUGAACAUUUUCCUUCCCCUUCUAUAUUAAUGACUGUGCACUUUGAAGCAAAAACAAAUCUUUAUUUUGUCCUUUUGUGUUUACAAGAUGGUUACUAUUUUUCUAGGGGAGGGAAAUAGUCUUUAGAUUGACUUCAUCUUGCACAUACAUUUUGUAACUGUGUAAUUCUAUUGCUUUUUCACAUAGAAGUGGAUUGGACAGUUUAAUUUAUAAUUGCUUUUAGGAAUUAUAAAAAUGACAUAGAGAUGUAACACCGAUUGAGGCAUUUAAAUGAUCAGAAUGACCUAGCGCAGGCUCCUUAAUCAACUAACAGAUAAAACAUAUAGCUAAAUAUUGCACUGUUGUAAAGGAUGUAUUCUUAUAGGUAGAUCUUCACUUACUCUAAUCUAUGUAAUCUAUAUACCUCAAAAUACAGGAAUUUUAGUUUCUGUGUCUGGUUAAAUAGUAAUAUCCAAAAGGCAGAAAUGUUUAUGUAUCAUUUGAUCCCCUGAUUGUAUUUUUAUACUUCAUAUAAAAAAGAAAAAGAAACCAAUUCGUCCAACCCUUCUCCGUUUAUCUUUUUGAGGCUAAAGCAGGCAGCAAACAAACUCAUUUGUACUUUCUUUGAUUUGUGCAGUCAAAGAUGUAUUUUCAUUAUUUAUGUAUUUUCAUUCUGGUAUGGUUCAUCUGUUCCUGUUGGAGCUGCAGCCAAGCAUUUCUGUGAUUGACUGAUUUCAGCAAAGUAGCUCUGACUGGAGUUUGUCUUUGGUGUACUUAGGAUCACACUUUGAGGCAAAAAGCAAUCCUGUCUUCAUUCCAGCUCUUUUGCCGAGGCUCGUUGCUCUGCACUUGAAUUUACUUUUGUCUUUAAGUCCAUUUAAGACCAAAAGCCUUGUCAAUCAUGGCAUCUCAACUUGUAAAAGCCUAAGUCAUGCAUCAACAUUGCUUGUCAGUAUUGGCCUUUCACAAGAGGGAAAAUAUUUACGAUUUGUUAUACUUUAACAUAAAUGCAAUGCAAUUAUUUGUGACUGCAUAAUCCGUAUGAUUACACAUUUAAAUGUAUUUUAGUUGAGGAAAAUGUAUGAUUAAUUCAUGUUGAUGUGUGGUUAUAUAGGUUUAAUAUGGUUGCCAGGUAACUGAGAUAAUGGCGUUAAAUUUACAAUCAACCAUUGUGUUUGCUUUGUAAAACUUUUACCAUGCAGGCUGAACAAAGAGGAUUACUAAAAAUGUAACAGGAGAUCCUUUGAAAGGGAACUAGUUUUUCUGUUUGUAUGUUACGUAUCUCUGGAUCUGUAACUGUAUUGUGUUACUUGCUUUUAUGAAGCUUAAUUGCAACAUGUAUUCCUCUGAUUAUCUCAAAAUGGUUAAUGAAUGUCUUUUAAUACUGAUGAAGCAGACACUAAGCUGAUGUUUUGUGGACAUGGAAAAGAGGCUUGAUUUCUGUUGGUGGGUGACCCAUGUCUGUUUGGCUGUGCUGUCUGCUGCCAUUAAUAAUGGUCAGAUUUUUGUUUGACCUAAUGCACGUAUGUAACUGCCCAAUAAAACACUAGCAAUGUGUGACCUCUACCUCA
Messenger RNA from Perca fluviatilis (European perch), 4271 nucleotides. It is a transcript of the gene tom1l2a, whose product is annotated as TOM1-like protein 2. Gene Ontology annotation, molecular function: phosphatidylinositol binding; clathrin binding; ubiquitin binding. The record is from RefSeq and is a predicted model, not a curated record. Bases 61 to 1731 code for a protein of 556 amino acids. NCBI's taxonomy places the organism in Eukaryota, Metazoa, Chordata, Actinopteri, Perciformes, Percidae. Gene Ontology annotation, cellular component: endosome; membrane. The transcript has 17 exons. Gene Ontology annotation, biological process: signal transduction.